This is a messenger RNA of Mytilus trossulus (common blue mussel), 5809 nucleotides long. RefSeq names its product myelin regulatory factor-like. NCBI's taxonomy places the organism in Eukaryota, Metazoa, Mollusca, Bivalvia, Mytilida, Mytilidae. The record is from RefSeq and is a predicted model, not a curated record. Bases 144 to 3392 code for a protein of 1082 amino acids. Gene Ontology annotation, cellular component: endoplasmic reticulum membrane; nucleus. Gene Ontology annotation, molecular function: sequence-specific DNA binding; DNA-binding transcription factor activity. The transcript has 24 exons. Gene Ontology annotation, biological process: protein autoprocessing; positive regulation of DNA-templated transcription.
GGGAGACAAUCCAAUUCGAACCCAAACGUCACGAGGGCAAAGUGCAAAGUGUAUUGGUACACAAACAAGAACAUAAAAAACUUCUGUAUAAGAGAUCAAAAAUGGAUUAUAAGUGACAAAAUAUAUUUAAAGGAAAACUUCUAAUGGAUGCACUGGUUAUAGACCCAGCAAUUCAAGAUGUCAUAGGUAGAAAUCUGGGUUAUGACAAUGUUAGUGAUUAUUUGGACAUAGAUUUACUAGAUCAGUAUUUACAGAAUGAAAAAACAUGCCUGCCUGAAGAGACGAUACCCGCCAUAGCCUAUAGUCGGCCAUUACAGUCAUCUCAGAACCACCAUCACCAUGUCAACAACAUAAACCUGCCAUCAAGUACAUCAUCACCUCCACAUGUACCGGUACCUACGUCUAACUACAAUCACCUGAGAACACAAGCCAUUCUAAAUGGACAAAAUCAUUGCUAUGACAACCCUGCAAUGCAUCCAACACUGCCUGACAGCCCGCCUGAUUCAGAGCCAUAUUCACCACCUGAUGGACAUCAUAAUCCAGCAGGAAUAGUAACUACACAAGAAAACAAAUACGGUGUGAACCCCACGAUGCAUCACAUGUAUCCACCGAGUCACCACAGGCCUCCAGGAAUUCACACCACCAAGCCUAUUCCAUCAGGGUAUAAUGAGCCACCUGUAUUAAACCACAUGCCACCUGCUCCAGUAUCUCACCCUGAUCCUUCAUCAUCCACACCUUUACCUCUCUCUGCUCCAGGCAUGAACCCUCAAAUGAUCUCACCUCCUCACAGAUUCAGACAUGAACCAGCAGAUUCACAGAUGAUCUCUUCUUCUUAUAGUAUUCCAUCACGUCCAGCCAAGAGAAAGUACCCUGAUUCACCAAACAAUACUUUAACCAAUGUACUACUGAAUGGACGGCAAGAUAUGUUACCUAUUAAACAGGAACCUAAUUCCAGUUUUGGUGGCUACCUAGAUUGUGAAGAAGAUUAUCAAUAUGACCCAGAUUCUAGUAAUUCUGGUUUCAUGGACUCCUCUUACCAAGUGAUCAAAUGGCAGGCAUUCAAUGUUCAGAAGUGGACAGCAUUAACCGAUUCAAAUCUCAAAGAUCUACCACCGCCUCAAUACCGUAUAGAUUCUGACAAAGGAUUUAACUUUUCUACACCUGAUGAAGCUUUCGUAUGUCAGAAAAAGAAUCAUUUCCAGGUCACAGCACACAUGGCAAUUGCUGGUGACCCUAGAUAUGUCCGAACACCAGAAGGGGUCAAGAAAAUUGAUGCUUUUCAUUUACAUUUCUAUGGUGUAAAGUCAGAGUCACCAUCCCAAACAAUCAAAAUAGAACAGUCACAAUCAGACAGAAGUAAAAAGCCUUUCCAUCCUGUUAGAGUGGAUAUUAUACCAAAUCAAACCAAUAAAAUGACUGUUGGUCGGCUACACUUUAGUGAGACAACUUCUAAUAAUAUGAGAAAGAAAGGGCGACCUAAUCCCGAUCAGCGAUACUUUAUGUUAGUCGUGGCAUUACAUGCACACUGUGGUGACAAUGAUUAUAUGGUGGCAGCACAAUCAUCGGAGCGUUUGAUUGUCAGGGUGAGUUUCAAGGCGUCCAAUCCUGGUCAGUUUGACAGUGAUGUAGAUGUGAUGUGGCAGAAAGCUCAGACUCCAGAUGGAGUAUACCAUGUGGGUAGGGUAGGAGUAAACACUGACCACCCUGAAGAGGCACUGACCGUCCAUGGUAACAUGAGAUUGACUGGUCAUUUACUCCAACCCUCAGAUAAAAGGGUUAAAGAUGAUAUUAGAGAGGUUAAUUCAAAGGAUCAACUAAAGAAUGUUGCUCAACUGAAUAUAUACAAAUAUAAAUAUAAACAGGAUUUCGCUGACACUGUAGGAAUGCCUGAACAUCAGCGCCAUGAUACUGGUGUAUUGGCACAGGAAGUGCAAAAUGUACUUCCUGAUGCUGUCAUGGAAACAGGGGAUGUUGCACUGAAUUCUGGGAAACAGGUUAAUAACCUGUUAGUUGUAAAUAAGGAUCGUAUUUUCAUGGAGAAUGUUGGUGCAGUUAAAGAAUUGUGUAAAUUAACAGACAAUUUAGAAGUGAGAAUUGAUGAACUUGAAAAAAUGAACAAAAAAUUAUCCAAAUUAAAACGUUACGAUAGUUUAAAAUCAACAGUCAGUUCGAAGUCAUCAUGUAGUGUUAGCACAGUAAGUAGUACACCACCAAAGAAAUCAUCAUCAUCAUCACCAAGUCACAAAUAUCGUCAUAGUUCAUCGCACAAUCAUCAACAUGGCAGCAGAAAGACGUCGCCUCCUACAGACAAUGGAUGGUGCAGCAAUCGCUUUAUACAAAUUAUAAUUAUCACCUUAAUACUCAUCAUGGCUUUCUGUCUUGUAGCAAUAACUGUAUUAUAUAUAUUGGAGAGACAUAAAGAUUCACAAGAUACAACAAGUAGUUCACCCUCUAACAAUGAUGCUAAGUCACAAUUACAUAUUGGAGGAAAAAAUCAUACACUAUCUACAACAACGUUGUCAUCUAUCACACAAUCUAUACUGCAUUCAACAUCUAUAAAAUCUACCACCACAGCACACACUUCUGAUGGAUUGCCUGUGAUACCACACGAACCUGGUGAAUGUUUUUGUUGUCCUCCACCUUAUCGGGACGAUGAAGGAGGUUGGCCUUAUCCAUAUGUCACUCCACAAAUCAUCAUUCAGCCACAAAAUAACCAACCCCCCUAUAUAAUUGUUGAUAAUAACCAUACAGAGAUGAACAACUCAAAGGAGGAGACCAAUGAACUUCCUGGGGAGGAAAAAACUACAACCAAGAAACCCGAUGAUAAUAACAUCAUUGUAGUUAUAAACAACUCUAAUGGACCACAAUACAGUAACGUUGGCAACGUUAAUACUAACGAGAUACAAAAUACAUUGAUCAGGAACAGAAGGAAGAAGAGACAUGCAGUUGACCUUCAUGCAGAGAUUAUUGUCAGUCAUUUGAACAAAACAUUAGCAACAGUAGAUGAAACGUAUUGUGACACAGACCUUCAUAAUCCCUGUACAGCAUACAAUAAAACUUACAUGGUUAUAUAUAGUAUGUUUUGGGACAUAAGAACAUCCUUUAUGCUAUCUUUUGGAGUAUCUUCAGAUGUUAAUGUGACUUUGUGUCUUACCAAAACACAUCAAAAUUGUGCUAGAAAUCUGAAUUAUAAUGAUCUGCAUUAUAUACAACCUCAUCAGUGGCGUGUACCUGUAACACAAUUCUUCACCAGUGAUUAUAUAUAUAGAAUUGCUGAAAAGGGAACUGCAGAUGUAUGUUCAUUACCCACAGAAAGACUGGGAGAUUUUCAUGAACACCAUAUAAGGUUUGUCCGAGAGUGUAAUAAAGAUUCUUGUCCUAGCAAGAAAUGAGAUUGUUGUAAGAACACAGAUGUUGGAUGAUAAUGUCUGCCUGAGAACACUGGUGUUAGAUGCUCUACACAAGAACACCAAUGCUAGCUGAUAAUAUCAGCUCAAUGAUGUGCUAAGGGGAAAACUGUGACAGAUUGAAGAAUAUAUCAAAUUUGUGUCAAUUUAAAUAUUGACUCUAUAAACUUUUACUUCUUGUUCAUAGAAUUUCUGUAUUAUUUUAAAUGCAAUAUGUGAUGUUUAUUUUUGUUUGCUUUAUAAUCUUAGCUUUUGGAUUAUGUGUCCUGAAGUUAUAGAAGUUUUGAAUUUAAUACAAAAUUAUUUUGUUAGAGUUUUAAGAAAUACAUUUAGUUUUUACAGUGGUAAAGAGCAUAAUGAUUUUUUUGACAAGAGUUUAUAGUUUCAUAUUGAAUUCUUAUGUAAAAUUUAAAAUAUUUGGUAUUUUGUUAUUUUAUUCCCUCCCCCCCCCCCCCCCCCCCAAAAAAAAAUGCAUUUCAAUCUUUAUCUAUUUGUGAAAUUGAAUGGAUUGACAUUGAUUGGGAUCAGCUAUAUUGUUAUGAAUGAAUCAUGAUAUUUAUAUUGUGCUUUAUUACCUGUUUCAAAACAGAUUUAUGUGUCAAUUUAAGUAAACGGACGAUUGACGUUUGUCCUGUCUGUCUAUGAUCAGGAGCAUUCAGUUCCAUUUUUUUAGCUUUAAAAAUUUGUAAGGUCGUAAAUGACGAGGAACCUUGAUAUUCCACUUCAUUGUAUUAAGUAGGGUGCCUAAAGAAAUAUAGAUUGAACAUCAGUUUUACAUUGAGAUAGUGGUGAAAUCUUUCAUGAUCAAGUAGUUUGUAUUGUAUGUUUUAUUUAAGAACUUCCAUAGUAUGAGCAAUACGAAAAGUACAGUUUGGAUGUUGCAUAAUGGCUUCUACAAUACUGGUGUUAACAACUUUACAAAAUUAUGCAAAAUAUGCAUCAGUUAUUACUAUAAGAGUCAAGGUUAAUGAAUCUGUUAAGCUGAUACUAAAAUCCCAUUCCAUUAAUUUAUCUAUAGAAAAGUAUUCACUUUAUAUAUCUUCCUCAUUUUACCAAAAUUAUGUCUUCAUUUGAAAAAAAAUAUAUAUUUGUUGAACAUUUUAAACAGGGUACACACUUACUUUAUAAAGUAAAGUUCUAUUUCUCUUACUUUUAAGUAAAGUAGUAUAUUUUGGGGUACUGUUACUUCAUAUUUUUUUAUUAUAGUUCUCUUCUACCGUAUUUAAUGUCAAAUCAACCAUAAUAAAAUUAUAUCCAUUCAUGUUAAUAUUUUCAAAAGAAUACACCAAAAUUUGAUUAGAUAAAAAUGUCAUAAACAAUGGGUAUACAACCAAUGGAGCAACAUUAUUAUCUUUUUGUUUUACUGAAAUUUCCCAUAAUCCUCUAGUUUUUUAAACUGACUGAUUUAUCUCCUGAUCAUAUGGGAAACUCCCCUGGAAUUAGAGCUACCUGUUGCAUAAAAAUGUCGAAUCUUUUGUGUUUUAUUUAUGAGUUUUUCUCCUACAAUUGUUAUACAGUUAUAUCAGUCUAAGACUGGUAAUUUGUUUAUGAUGUAAUUUGUUUAUGAUGUGUGGUUGUUUAUGAAUUUCUUAUGCAAUACUUUAUUUUAUAGUAAUUUUAUAUUACAUCAAGUAGUGCUAUAUAUCAAGUUGUAUAUAUAAAUUGUUCUCAUUAAUUUUUGUAAACAUUUCAUGAUUCUCUGAAAAUUGUUAUUGAGUCUGCUCAUUGUCAUUAAGAUGUUAACGCCACAUCAGCUUUAAAUGGCUGAACAUAAGAAAUGACAAUGUGAUAAAAGAUGGCUAUGUUUAUAAUGGCUUGGUCACUAUGAUAACUCACCCUAUUAGCUUACAAGGCAGUUUUAGCUUUUGAAGACUUUAUUUCAGAUUUUAUUAUCACUAUGUGUAGUUUAUGCAUUGCUUUAUUUGUUUGUUCAUCCAUUUUUAUUCAGUAUUUUUAUUGUAAAUAGCUUUUAUCAUUUUGUAUUUAUUUUUUCAUGUUAAUGAUUUUUGGAGUGUAAAAUAUAUAUAUUACUCAGUACAAAGUGAGAUUUAUGUUUUCCUGAAUAUUUCAUAAUACCAUUUUUUCUAUGUAUUCACACAUCUGAGAUUGGUUAAAUAAGUGAUAUUAAAUCUUUGUUAACACAAGAAAUAAUCAAAGGUUGUGUAUUGAAGAUCUGACAGAAUUGUCAUUACUCUAGAUAAUUGAGAUUUUUAUGCCCAGAUAUUAUGAAGACAUAGACAGAUUUGUUUUAUACUCCAAGUGAUUUUAAAUUGACCAUAACUGUCUGACUUACUUGAUGAAAUGUCAGGUCAGAUGCUCAGAGUCUGUCAUAAACAGAUUGGAUUGACCCUUUUGUCUCUUAGAAAGUAGACAAAAUUAAGUUUUGACUUUACCUAGAGAAA